AUGGAGUCUGACCUCGAACAGCUGCGAGCGCACAUUAGAGCGACAGGCUUCAACAGCCCCGUCGCCAAUGCCACCAUCUCCGCUUACAUACGCGCUCACAUCCUCGAGCACCCCAACAAGCUGUUCACUACGCGCGCCCCGCCACUUGAUAUCAUUCUUUUUGCAAUCAACAAUAUCUUCGUUGGUCGUGUCCCCCCGCCGAUAGACAGCAUUCCCGACCUUCUUGAUCUACUCACAAGCGCCGAGUUCUAUCGCAAGAUUGCAUUGGAGAAGGCGAACGAGGCAUUGAAGCUCCAUUUGAAGUACAAAGACACCAGCCCAACACGAACGAGAUUGACAGACGAGGAGGAGCAGCAGUUGCGUGGCCAUGGGGAGCGGGAUGAAAAUUUGAGGUCAAUAUACCUCGAGCUAUAUCAUCAAUUUGCUACCUACCACAUGUAUGAAUUAUGGACUUGCCACCCACCCCGCCCAGCCGACAUGAUUGCCCGUUUCUGCGAGUACUACCCAGAGACUCCUUGGCUUCACCCGCACACCGAGGCUCUCGCUCACCGUCUGUUCUGCCACGAUCUUUCUCCAGCGGAACGGGCGGAAUGUCGUCAGAGGGGACUUGAUAUGUGUAAGUUUAUGACUGAUUCCAGCGAGUGGGCGCAAAAGAACUACCCAGGAGUUCUCAAAUCGCUUGUUUACCAGAAGCCCGAAUUUCGCGCCGAAAUGCCUUGCGAGGUCGAUCAACUUCGUCCCAGUCUUGACUACUACACGAAUACGGUGGAGGCUAUGGUGAACGAGCUCCAGGAUAUGUUCCAAUCCGACCCGCCGUCGCCAACGAUGAAUAAGCGAAAGGGUCAGCAACAGGUUUUGACUCGAGGUUAA
This is a messenger RNA of Mycena indigotica, 870 nucleotides long. RefSeq lists its product as uncharacterized. The transcript has 4 exons. The record is from RefSeq and is a predicted model, not a curated record. NCBI's taxonomy places the organism in Eukaryota, Fungi, Basidiomycota, Agaricomycetes, Agaricales, Mycenaceae. The coding region runs from base 1 to 870 and encodes 289 amino acids.